AGAAAUCCAAUCUUUCCCGCGCUAUCGAGAAAAUGAAAAUCUGCCACUCUUUCUCUCUCUAACUUUCUCAAGAAAAUCUGGCAUUAUGCGGAUCAGGGAAACUCCUCGAAGAAGAUUGCCUCCCCGUCGUCCCAUUAAUCCGACCCAUGCAAGCUUAUUCUUUUUGGUUGUAAUCUACUUCAUUGGUCUCUGCUUAUUCGUCUAUUCCUUUAUUUGGCUACCUCAAUUUCACACCAUUAUAUGGCGCUAUCGCAAACAAAUUCGAGAUCCCGAUGUUAUUGCCCCCAAAAUCUUCAGGUCUGAUCCGCAUCAAGUCCCAGAUUCCGAUCUUAUUGCCGCCGAAAUCUUCAGGUCUGCGGAGGGAUUCGAGCGGAAGUACGAGGAGAUGGAGAGGAAAUUGAAAGUGUAUGUGUACAGUGAAGAUGAUGAAUACCCUGAUUUAUAUUUCUAUCCGCCUCGGGUUGUAUUUGGAAGAUAUUCCAGUGAAAGUUUCUUCUUUAAGAAUAUCAGGGAGUCUCGGCUUAGGACUUUUGAUAUUGAUGAGGCUAAUCUCUUUCUUAUCCCCAUUUCUUGUCACAAAAUGGUAGAGAAGGUGAGUUCAUCAACUUGUAAUUUAUGUGCAUAA
Molecule: messenger RNA, 625 nt
Organism: Tripterygium wilfordii
Lineage: Eukaryota; Viridiplantae; Streptophyta; Magnoliopsida; Celastrales; Celastraceae
Exons: 1
Coding region: 86-625 (179 amino acids)
Source: RefSeq, a predicted model, not a curated record